Messenger RNA from Jatropha curcas, 2383 nucleotides. It is a transcript of the gene SGT, whose product is annotated as UDP-Glycosyltransferase superfamily protein. The record is from RefSeq and is a predicted model, not a curated record. Gene Ontology annotation, biological process: carbohydrate metabolic process. NCBI's taxonomy places the organism in Eukaryota, Viridiplantae, Streptophyta, Magnoliopsida, Malpighiales, Euphorbiaceae. Gene Ontology annotation, molecular function: UDP-glycosyltransferase activity; hexosyltransferase activity.
GCAUUCGAAUCUAACAGGGCCGUUCACAGACCCGUCACCCACUCCGUCGAACGUGCUUUCUCUCUCUGUGUCACUCCCAGAAAGAACGAAAAAAGAAAAAGAGUAUCCCUCGAAAUCCGCUACUCUAUCGGAAUCCAAACACAUACGCAACUUACUUAGACUCUCUGUCUGUGGAAAGUUCCACAGAUCCGGAUCGAAGGCACGAAUAAAACUAAGGCGGCCAUGGUAGAGUCGCCGGAGAAUCGCCGGAGAUCUUCUUCUUCUUCUUCUUCAUCGAGUUCCGGCGAGGUUUCGGUGAGGAUCGAGCGGAAACUUGGCGCUGGAACUAGCACUGAAGGCAAAGAACUUGAGGGUACAGCAGCGGCUGCUGGUUCAGUGACCAAUGGAGGCCCGGAUUCUUCAGGUUUCUUGAAUUUUGCUCUAUCAAAUGAAAUUCAGGAUUGCUGGCAAAAGUACAUCUAAAUUAAACCCUUCACAGAUUGAAGUUUCUGGUGCUAACGAACUAAAACCUACUUCAAGUGAGCUUAAGCUAGAAAGAUCUAAAACUGAAAGGCAAAGGCAUCAUAAUAUACUUGCUGAAGAGGCAAAACAAAUAUUUGAUGAGAAGAUUCCUGUCCAGCAGAAGCUUCAAUUGUUGAAAAGAAUAGCCACUGUCAAAGAUGACGGAACUGUGGAAUUUGAAGUUCCAGGAGAUGUUGAAGCCCGAGCUCUCGGAAUUGGAUCUGAUGAUGUAUAUAAUACAGUUACUGAUGAUGAGCCUGUUGAUGCAACAGAUAUUCAGUAUAUUCCCCCGCUGCAAAUAGUAAUGCUUAUUGUUGGUACACGUGGAGAUGUGCAGCCCUUCAUAGCAAUUGGAAAAAAGCUGCAGGAUUAUGGUCAUCGUGUUAGGCUAGCAACUCAUUCAAAUUUCAAAGAGUUUGUCUUGACUGCUGGGUUGGAGUUUUACCCUUUAGGUGGAGAUCCAAAAGUUCUUGCUGGCUACAUGGUUAAAAAUAAAGGCUUCUUGCCAUCGGGGCCUUCAGAGAUACCUGUUCAACGAAAUCAAAUGAAGGAAAUCAUAUACUCCUUGCUUCCAGCUUGCAAGGACCCUGAUAUGGAUUCUGGAAUCCCUUUUAAGGCUGAUGCAAUAAUAGCCAAUCCUCCAGCAUAUGGACACACUCAUGUGGCAGAGGCACUAAAAAUUCCGCUUCAUAUAUUUUUCACUAUGCCAUGGACGCCAACUAGUGAAUUUCCACAUCCUUUGUCCCGUGUCAAGCAAGCAGCUGGUUAUCGACUUUCAUAUCAAAUAGUUGACUCGUUGAUUUGGCUUGGAAUACGGGACAUGAUAAAUGAUGUUAGGAAGAAAAAGCUAAAGCUACGACCUGUCACAUAUCUUAGUGGUUCGCAGGGCUCUGAAUCUGAUGUGCCACAUGGGUACAUAUGGAGUCCUCACCUUGUUCCGAAACCAAAAGAUUGGGGGCCAAAGGUUGAUGUUGUGGGAUUUUGCUUUCUUGAUCUAGCAUCAAACUAUGAACCUCCUGAGUCUCUUGUGAAAUGGCUUGAAGCUGGCCCUAAACCUAUUUAUAUUGGAUUUGGAAGCCUUCCUGUUCAAGAACCAGAAAAAAUGACCCAAAUAAUCGUGGAUGCAUUGGAACAAACUGGACAGCGGGGAAUCAUUAACAAAGGUUGGGGUGGCCUGGGUAACUUGGCUGAACCAAAGGACUCCAUAUACUUGCUGGAUAACUGUCCUCAUGACUGGCUAUUCUUACGAUGCAAGGCAGUGGUUCAUCAUGGGGGUGCUGGAACAACAGCUGCUGGUCUGAAAGCUGCUUGUCCCACAACCAUUGUGCCUUUCUUUGGUGACCAACCAUUCUGGGGUGAACGAGUAUAUGCCAGAGGAGUAGGUCCUCAACCCAUACCUGUUGAUGAGUUCUCACUUCCCAAGUUGAUUGAUGCAAUAAAGAUUAUGCUAGAUCCCAAGGUGAAGGAGCGUGCUAUUGAACUUGCCAAGGCCAUGGAGAAUGAGGAUGGAGUAACUGGAGCAGUGAAAGCAUUCUUUAAGCAUCUUCCUAAGAUGAAGCCAGAGCCCGAGCCAUCACCGGAACCAUCAAGUUUUUUCUCCUUUAGGAGAUGUUUUGGUUGUUCCUAAAUGUCAGCACAUUGAUUUAAGCACCAGCAGUAGUAUAUACGAUGAUUAUGAUUCAUGAGCAUUAGUUUGUCUGCUAACCAAGAUACAACCACCCUUCUCCUGGUUGUUCUACACAAUGUGCAUCCGACAUUAUUGCCUAUUCAUUGCAGUCAUACAUAUCCAGUGCAACCCAUGAGAUCUCUCUAGAAGUUACAUGUUCAUUUCAAAAGAGCUCUUUUCUAAAACACUUCUGAGGCUUUUUUUUUCUUGUUAUUA